GUACGCGAUCGCGGUGGUGAUAAAACAAAAAGUUUCGUGUCAGUAAUAUUGAUAUAUCGGAAUUUAAUAGGAACGAUGACUCUAUGACGAAUUCGACAGUGUUUUUGAACAAUAGGAUUGAAUUAAGAAAAUUCAGCAGAUGAUAGAGGAAUUGUACAGAAACGAAGGAAUAUUUAGGAAAUAUGGUUAAUCUACUCGUCAAAGCGUCAAUAAUAUCAAUUUAUUGGGAUUUAAAAGUGACAAUGACGACUCUCGCGGUGCUUUUUAACAAUAGACUUAAACUGAGAAAAUGCAUCUGAAGACAGAUUCCUUUGCAUUGGGAAUAACACAGAAAAUAAGGAAUAUUUAGGAAGAAUGGUUAAUCUAACGAGUAGAAUAUGUGUAUUAAUAUGUCAAAUAUCGAUCUAUCGGGAUUUGAAAAUGACUAUGACGACUUUAAGUGUUUUUGAACAAUAGAAUUUAACUGAAAAAUGUAGCUGAAGACAGAUUCCUCUGCAACUGGAAUUCUAGAGAAACGAAGAAACGUUUAGGAAGAUUUAUCAUCAAAAUAUGGCUUUUAUUUAAGUUGCAUCAUGCAAGUUUGCAGUUCUGAGGGAUAAUGUAAUGGAGGUGCCCUUAUUUGCUUUAUUUCUGGCAUUGACAUUUAUUGCGGACACAUAUUCAGUACACCCUGGGUGUGAAUGCUUAAUAUUCUCAGCAACGUACGGCAAGGAAAAGGGAAUUUUCAAAAGUCCUGAUCACCCUCUACCUUAUCCAGCAAAUAUAGACUGUUUGCUGUAUACUUUUGUCGCUAGUUCGGACGAAAUAAUAGAGAUACAGUUCCUGGAGUUCGACAUCCUGAAGACUCAGUUAAGUUGUAUCCAACAAGAUUUCCUAAAACUUUUUCUUCAUCUGGAGAGCGGCGAUAUAAAUGAAUAUACCCCGUGGACAGCUUUGCUGUGUGGCGAAUUGAAAGAACUACCCUCACAUACACUCUACUCUUCAGGUCCUGGACUAGUUUUAGAGUUUCAUACGGGGCCACAAAUGCCAAAGCCUUCAGGUUUCCUUGGCACAUUCAGGUUCAUCGACAAAAAACUUUUCCAGAUAGACGGACAAAAAUUACCAGGCACCAUGUGCGAUUAUCAAUUCCUUGCAUCAAACUAUUCUCCAACAUAUGGUAAAUUCUACUCGCCAAGAUACCCCUCAAACUAUCCCAAAAAUGUGAGGUGCUCCUACAGGUUUCGGGCCAGGUUCAAGGAGCGAAUACGAGUCGUUUUUGAAGAAGUGUCCUUACAGAAAGGUGACCUCAGGUGAGUCAACA
Agrilus planipennis (emerald ash borer) is the source of this 1300-nucleotide messenger RNA. Its product is annotated as suppressor of lurcher protein 1-like. The record is from RefSeq and is a predicted model, not a curated record. The transcript is spliced from 7 exons. Gene Ontology annotation, cellular component: plasma membrane. Lineage: Eukaryota; Metazoa; Arthropoda; Insecta; Coleoptera; Buprestidae. Bases 604 to 1293 code for a protein of 229 amino acids.